This is a messenger RNA of Nicotiana tabacum (common tobacco), 834 nucleotides long. RefSeq lists its product as uncharacterized. The record is from RefSeq and is a predicted model, not a curated record. NCBI's taxonomy places the organism in Eukaryota, Viridiplantae, Streptophyta, Magnoliopsida, Solanales, Solanaceae.
UCCUCAUUUAGGAAUUUUGUCAAAAUCAAUCCAAAAGGUUUAAGAGAAAAAGAAAAAGGUAAAAAGAAAAACAAACUAGAGAAGCUGACCAGGGAAGUGGCUGAAAAUCCGUAUUUCCCAGCUCAUCGCCUGAAUAUAAAAAAUGUGGCAGCUGUAUGAAGGAUGGAAAGAGAUUCUGAAGAUCCAAAAGUUCCGUAGAAUUGUGUCCUAUACUGGAUUCUAUUGUUUCACUGCACUCAUCACAUAUGCAUACACCAACAACACGACUAGAGCGGGGCACUCUAGAGAUGACCAAUUCUAUGCUUCUUAUCCGGCUGGAACAGAGCUCCUUACUGACACAGCUAAGUUAUAUAAAGCAGCGUUGGGCAAUGUUUUUGAAGAGGAAGAAUGGGGACCAAUCGAAUGGUGCGUCCUGGCUAAACAUUUUGAACGCCAAGGGAAAUCACCAUAUGCAUAUCAUUCUCAAUACAUGGCACACCUCGUUUCUCAUGGACAGCUAGAUGGGAGUGGCUAGCGAGAGCGCAUGCAGUAGCAGCAAACACCUCCUUUACUGACGAGUCAACACCUCUCAUCUACAUCUUGAGCAGCCUUAAAUCAAUGCUUGAAGUAAAUUAUGCAGCUGCGGCUUUGUUAGUAACUUCUUACGCCCUGACAUUUAUUGGCUUUACGGAACACAUUUUAUACAAUCCAAAGAUGCUGAAAAUGUUAUACUUUGAAUACUCUUAAAUCAAGAUUCAUAUUAGCGGAUCUUUUUGUAAUUGAAACUUCCCUAAUUUCUGCUCCUUUUAUAAAUUGAGGGUGGUUAUUCCUUCACUGCCAGUUUGGUUUAGAAAA